This is a messenger RNA of Condylostylus longicornis, 2907 nucleotides long. RefSeq names its product aminopeptidase N-like. Gene Ontology annotation, biological process: peptide catabolic process; proteolysis. Gene Ontology annotation, molecular function: zinc ion binding; peptide binding; metalloaminopeptidase activity. The record is from RefSeq and is a predicted model, not a curated record. Lineage: Eukaryota; Metazoa; Arthropoda; Insecta; Diptera; Dolichopodidae. The coding region runs from base 1 to 2823 and encodes 940 amino acids. Gene Ontology annotation, cellular component: cytoplasm. The transcript has 6 exons.
AUGAUUAUUUCGAGGAAUAUUUUAUUGACUUUAUUUGCAAUAUUUUUUAAUUCAUUAAUUAAUGCACAAGAAUUCAAUUUAGAAAGUUAUCGGCUUUCGAAUAGUACAACACCAUAUCUUUAUGAAAUUGAUAUUGAAGUAAAUCUAGAUGAAAAUAAUUUUAAAUUUAAUGGCAGUGUUGAAAUAACAUUCACGGUUGUGCGACGUACAAAAGAAAUUCUUUUGCAUUAUAAGGAUUUGAAUAUUUUGAAAAUAGAAAUAACUUCAGCGACUUCAAUCGCAGUUGAAAAUGUUUAUAUGAACAAAACUACAGCUAUUUUAUUAUUACAAGUAAAUAAAUUUUUAGAAAAAGGUGAAACUCAUAGCUUUAAAAUCACAUACGAUUCAAUUUUGAGAGAAGGCAAUAUAGGAUUUUACCGUACAUGGUAUCUUAAUAGGAAAGGGGAAAAAAUUUGGUUAGCAGCCACAGCAUUUUCACCAAUAUAUGCCAGAUUUGCAUUUCCAUGUUAUGAUGAACCAAAUUUAAAGGCGGCAUUUCAAAUUCGUUUGAAACAUUCAAAUAAUAAAAUUGCAUUAUCUAAUCAAAAUGUGCAAAGCAUUAUAAAAAAUUCUGAUGGUACCACAACAACAGAAUUUGUACGCACACCAAAAAUAUCAACACAUUCAGUUGCAUUUUUUAUAUGUGAUUUUGGAUUUACUGAAUCAUCAGAAUUAUACAGAAAUAAUGCAUUAAAUAAUAUAACUCAUUUAACAUAUUAUCGUAGUGACAUACCAGUCACUGAAAUUGACUUACUUAGUUCUUCAAUUACUAAUGCAUUUUAUAGUCUUCAAAAUCAUCUUCUUGCAGAUAUACAAUUAUUACACAAAUUACAAAACAUAUUAAUACCUAACAUAUUCUCGAAGACUCAAUCCAAUUGGGGUAUUAUAACGUUUAAAGAAGCUUUGAUUCGUUUUAAUUCUACCCGACAUUGGGAAAGAGAAAUAUUGUCGACUACAUUGCUAAUAGGACAUGAAGUAUCACAUCAAUGGUUUGGAAAUUUGAUAACUGUUGAAUGGUGGACUUGGAUCUGGUUAAAUGAAGGCUUUGCAACUUUAUUUCAAUAUUAUAUUACAGAUGAUUUACACCCUACAUGGAACAUAUUGGAAUAUUACCAAAUUCAUAUUCUUCAUUCUGCUUUUCGAAAUGAUUUUAAUAGAAGAUACAAAUUAAGACCAAUGAAUCUAUACGUAGAAAAAAUGGAGGAUAUUCAGGCUUCAUUCAAUAAAUUGCCUUACAAUAAAGCAUCUUGUGUUUUAAGAAUGUUCGAGCAUGCAUUAGGUAAACCUAUAUUUCUUCGAGGUUUGCAAUAUUACAUUAAAGAAAGAGGUUAUAAGUCAUCAACAGAAAAACAAUUAUUUGAUGCUCUCAUAACGGCUGCUCUAGAACAUGAUAAAUCUGUUGAAAUAGAUCUGCUUAAAGCAUUUACCACAUGGACGUCACAAUCUGGUUUUCCGUAUUUGACGGUUAACAUAAAAAAUGCUACAAUGGAAAUAAUUCAAACUCAAUUUAUAGGAUUUGAAAAUAUAAAUUAUAAACUCUGGAAUAUACCAAUAAAUUUUGCAACAUCAGAAGACAAAGAUUUUAAUAAUACGAUUCCAAAAUUUUGGCUUACAACAAAAUCUAUAUCAGUUGAUUUAAACGAUUAUGUAAAAGAUGUUUCCGAUAUUUGGGUAAUUUUUAAUAUACAACAGACCGGAUAUUAUCGUGUCAAUUAUGAUUCUAAUAGUUGGUAUCAAAUUAUAAAGGCUUUGAUGAAUCACCAUUCGGAAAUACAUGUUGCAAAUCGUGCACAACUUAUUGAUGAUGUUUUCAUAUUCAAAAGAAAAAAUCUACUUAGUAAUGACAUUUUCUUUAAGAUGUUAGAAUAUCUGGUCAAUGAACGUGAAUAUGCUCCAUGGGCUGCUUUUGACAAUGGAAUCGAAUUUUUAAAUAAUGCAUUAUAUAACACAAGUUAUUACAAAAAUUUUUUACAAUUGAUGCAAAAAAUCUUAAAACCUACUGUUGACGAGUUCAUAAAGUUAGAAAACAAAACUAAUUUUAAUGUGAAACCAUUAAAAUCUAUUCAAAAAGAAAUAAUUUAUCGGCGUUCAAUAGAAUUUUCAGUUAUGGAAACUAAAACAGCGUACUUUCUUAAUAAAAUGGAAUAUCGUCAAAUUUUCUAUUGUAAUCAAUUGAAAUAUCCUUCGGCCGAGAAAACUUUAAAUAAUAUUAUAGAGGAAAUUUUUGAUUUGAUGAAAAUAUUUUCAGAUGAUCCUUCAGUUAAAAUUGAUUUAUUAAAAGCUUUAGGUUGUAUAAAUAGUGAAUCGCAUAUAAAAAUUUUACUUUUAAAAAUUUCUAAAACUGAAAUUGAUCCAGAAUUUAAUUUAACAUCAGAUGAGAAAUUAAUAUUACUUAAAAGUAUAUGCCGUGAAAAGAAAAUUGGUCUUCAAACUACCUUAGAAAUGAUACUUAGCAGAUGGCAACAAUUAUUGAUAGCUUUAGAAUACAGGAAUUUUAUUGAUUUCUUACUAGAAAUUUCAAAAUAUAUUAGAGAGCCAAAACUAAUUGAAAAGUUUCACAAGCUAAUACAGGACAUGGAUAUACUUACAGAAGAUAAAUUAGACAUUUGGUCUAUUAUUGAUGAAAAUCUAGAAUGGGAAUAUGUACAGAAACCCUUAGUUGUAUUAUACCUUUUAGAAAACUAUCCAAUUACAUUUAACAAAGCUGUAACAUCCGAAUUGCGGUGGCCUGCCGCAUAUUUGUUAUUAAUGUUGUGCUAUUUAUUUUUAUUAUAUUUUAAUUAAUAUAUUUAAUUUUACUGAAAAUAAUAUUUACAUUUUGAAAUAUCCUUGAUAAUUUUAGCAAGUUAGCGUUCUAAGUAUCAUGCG